[Torrubiella] hemipterigena is the source of this 3640-nucleotide messenger RNA. The record is from the annotation of a GenBank genome assembly. Lineage: Eukaryota; Fungi; Ascomycota; Sordariomycetes; Hypocreales; Clavicipitaceae.
UUAGGCUCCUUGGCGUAGCAGCCGCCUGCUCCGUGUCUUAGUGGUGUACGCUGGCGCCGAGCACACUGACUUCCCAAGUUCAAUCUAUCCCCGAUGGCACAUACUCCAAAUAAACUAUCAAAAACGGAAGCAAAAUUGCAUAGAAUGCAUAUCAAGAUUGUAUGACUAUGUAUAUGUUACAGAGAUGACAGAAGCUACCAAUGCAACGGAAUAUAGUCAGCACCUGUGCAAUCACUAUCAGCACCUCGGGUGGAGACCAAUCAUGGGCGCAUUGCCUGUACCGUAAAGCGUUGCCAACUCCAUCCUAACCCAACGAAAGUGUCGAAGAUGGACGCCGAUAGCGACCAAGCAGGGGGCUUCAUACCGAAUACAGGGCUACCGUCACCGUCACCGUCAAACUCAUCAUCGCGCAUUGGUGCAGCUUCUCAGCUGCCUCACCCUCGCGCUGCUGCUUUGCAUGCCGGAUCGAGCAAGGAAGGCACCGUGAGGCGAUAUGUUGAAGAAAAGCUACUCAAUGUCUCGCGUCGAUACGUCAAGAAGUUCGGGCAACCGAACCCUUCAGACACAGUCUCCGGAUUCACAUCAUUUUCCGAGGUUUGCAGCGAGCUUGAUGGAGUAGUCAAUGUACUCUGGCUUUCCGGAACACCAUCAUUGCAAAUACCUUUCUUGCUUAAGCUGGCCAGCGAUUUUACACAAUAUGUACGAUCCUUUCCGCCAGCACCGCGCGCGACGUUCGCGCUGCUACGUAAACUGGACCACUGUUUCUCAUCACUUCUGAUCGGACAAGAUAUCACAACGAGAGAGUCAUUACCUGGGUUUGAAAAUGGUCUACGCUCAGGUAUGACAACUACUGAUAUGGUCCGCUGCAGGAGUCUGGUAGAACAGACCCGCGUGCUUAUGGUUGAAAUCAUGAGCCAGGCUCGUGGAGACGACUACACUGACGCUGAUAAUGAGACUGGAGAUGAAACCGGCACUGAGACAGAUUCAACGGAAAUGGGAAGAAAAUGGCACUUUGAAGGUGAUGAAAUGCAUCUUGAUGCUGCAAGAGUAUAUGAAAAUACCAUUGUGCACCUGGGCGAGAGGAUUGGCGAUGGCGCGUUGCAGGGCAUCCCGCCAUCUGAUGAGCCAGCAGGAUGCGCAUGAUUGAUAGCAAAUCAUACCAACAUUGAAGACCAGCCUCACUUAAACAUAUUGCAAUACUCACAGAGCAUCAAUUUAAAAAGCACGUAAAUUUUAUUCAUAUUCUCGCUCGUUGCAAGGACAAAGGGCGUAUAAAGUUAGAUGCGACGAAGAAAAAAAAUACACAAAACCAGAAAGAUGUGACUUAUAAUACCAGCGAUCACCCGGGCAUCUAUCGGCCUACAGGUGACCGGAAAAUAACUAGAAACAGGCAAGCUUUUUGCUCAUCGUUAUGGAUGGUAAACGGGAAAGGACGUAGUUUGACUCCACGCUCCAACUACAACCAAUACCCGGUCUCGUCCAAUCGUUCAACGAGAAGCAUGAUAAUUGAUUGUUAUCUGCCUGCCUGAAAGCAACGUCAAGUCGCCAUGAGAUCCCUCUCCCUUAAAAAACCUAACAAGACGAAAUGGAAUCGACAAGGAACCGAAAAGCCGAAAUAAACCGAAGGAAAACAAGCAAAGCAGCUGUCAACAAACGCCAAGUAGGAGUAAAUACGUUUGCACAAAGACGCCCUAUUAAGUCUGAACCGCAAAGCGAUCAAACGCCAAACAAUGAGCAGCCAAGAAGAGCAGAUAGAAAGAACAAGCAAUGUGUUUAUCUCCGCCGUCGAAGCAAAAGACAAAAAACAAGCAGAGUAGCAGCGACGCAAGAGAGUCACGCCAGGAAGGGGGGAAGGGAUAUCUUUUCCUUUUCUCUUUUUCGUCCAUAACACCACGUACCAAGACAUCAACACAGAGAACAUUUUCAUCAUUCAGCAGCCAACUCGCCGCCAUCCAUGUUACCGAAGGCGUUGAAGUCGAAGCCGCCGUCGUUGCCAUCAUUACCAUCGUGCAAGAACGAGUCAAAGUCAAAAUCGUUCAAGACAUCGCCUGAUUGCAAAGGGUUGGCCAGUUCCAUAGGACCAACAUUAAAGUUCAUGUCGGCAAAAGUGUCCAUGCUGAUGGUGUUCUGGCUUGGGUCUCCAGGCAUACCAGGGCCUCCAGUACCGGCGGUGGUCGCUGGGGUGCUCGCCGCGGCAGCACCAGUAGUUGCCGUCGCGUUCUUGGGGAAUCCCUGUGUAGCUGGGGUCAUGGGAGUAGCUGGGGCAGCGUCCUGCUCGCUGCUAGCAUCGGCUACUGGGGUAGCUGAAGCGUUUGCAGCUGCGGUUUUCUUAGCGGCAGCAGCUCUCUUUUCUUUUUGAGCCUUGGUCUCCUUCUUCUUGGGCGCUGCCUUGGUGGUCUGAUUAGGCGUAGGGGGAGCUGCCGCAGCCUGUUGUGGCGAGGCUGUAGUUCGGUUGCCAGUACCAUUUGCUGCCGCGGUUGGGGCAGAGGGUGGUGGCAUAGCCCGCUGUUGUGGUGUACCUUGGCCAGGCUGCAUUCCCUGAGGAGUCAUUUGGCCAUUAGGGCCUUGCUGCCACUGUUGAGGGUUGCCUGGGGCGCCUGUUUGACCUUGUCUAGCUGCCAUCAUCUGCUGUUGGUUGAAGGGCUGACCGGGGUGCGAGCUGGGAGGUCGCAUGCCGUUCAUCUGAGGCUGUCCUUCCAUUCCCUUGAAAAAGUGCGGCGCCAUGUUAGGGUCGACGUGACCAGGCAUAAAGUUCAUGCCUGGGUUGGGCGAAUCGCGGGACUGUCCACCUUCGGGUACUGGCGAGGGAAUACCAGAGUUAUUCAUCUGAGGCGUUCCACGCUUGGCCUGGUCGGCUGGGUUGGGUGAAGCCCCAGCACGAACUGCUUGGGGAGAAGCGUCUGGGAAGGGUUGGCCAUUGGGGCCAGUGGUAGGACCGCCGGGUUGAGCUCCGCCCAUGUUGUCUUGCUCCUGGCGAGCCAUCAUCAGGCGCUUUUUGUUUUGCUGUUCAAGAAGCAUCAACUGCAUCUGGUAGUCCUGCAGGGCAUGGUUGCUGCCAGAUGCAGCUUGAGCGCCACCUGGCCCUGCAGCGCGCAUACCACCAGGGCCGGCGAUAUCAUUUGCAUUGUAGAAGGCAUUGAGAGCCGCUCCAUCCGGGCCUUGGGGGACCAUGGGGGAACCUUGAUUUUGGGCACCAGCAGCAUUUUGCAUGGGCUUAUUGCCCAUCUGAGUUCCUUGUUGCUGGCUGAGAUUUUGAGAGUAUGUUUGAAUAGACUUAAGUCGGGCUGCUUGGGGUGCAUUGGCGAAGUUGUGCAACUGCUGUGCAGUCAACGAACUCGGGUUAAUGCCAUGGUUAGUGAGCAUCUGAUGCGCAGUGGCCAUGUUCGUGUUGUUAUUUGCCAUGCCUGGGACGGGUUGCCCGUUGGGCAUACUGCCGGAUGGGUUGCCGUUGAAACUCUGCGAGUCGAGUCGUUGGCGCUUGGCAUUGGGCGAAGGAGCGUUUUCGCCGGAGGCGGGAGAGGACGGACGGUUGCCGUCCAUGGCUGAAGGAUCACGUUGCAUCGGAUUCUGCUUCGCACCUGCCAUCAUCAUUUGCGGACUACAUCUAGGGUCAGUAAUGAGGUUGCAAGAUAUAAUAUGG